Cynara cardunculus var. scolymus (artichoke) is the source of this 1476-nucleotide messenger RNA. RefSeq lists its product as uncharacterized. The transcript has a single exon. Bases 1 to 1476 code for a protein of 491 amino acids. The record is from RefSeq and is a predicted model, not a curated record. Lineage: Eukaryota; Viridiplantae; Streptophyta; Magnoliopsida; Asterales; Asteraceae.
AUGGCCGAUGAGCAGACUUUACGUCAAUUGGCAACCCAAGACAUUGCUCAAACUCCAAUUUGUAUCAAGUAUCCGAUAGGUAAUCAAAACUUUGUUCUUAAGACUGGCUUCGUCCAUCUCUUACCCACAUAUCACGAGUUAGAGAACAAGGACCCUAAUAAGCAUUUAAAGCAAUUCCAUAUUGUUUGCUUGAGCAUGAAACCUGCCGAGGUUACGGAGGACCUUAUAAAAGUAAAGGCUUUUCCUUUUUCUUUAAAGGAGCGGGCUACUGAUUGGUUAUACUCGUUACCUCCUGAUUCGGUAACGACGUGGAACCAAAUGGCGAGGCUAUUUCUAGCCAAAUUCUUUUCCGCCUCCCGUGUCACUAACCUCCGUAGAGAGAUUUGUAGCAUUAAGAUACGAGAUGUUGAAACUCUCCAUGAAUAUUGGGAGAGAUUCAAACAUCUCUGUGUGAGUUGUCCACAACAUGGAAUCUCGAAACAAUUGCUCUUGCAAUACUUUUAUGAAGGUCUCCUACCUAUGGAUAGGAAGAUGAUUGAUGCCGCCAGUGGUGGUGCCAUGUUCAAUAAGACCCCAACCGAGGUUAGAGCUCUAAUCACCACCACGGCCAAGAAUUCUCAACAAUUUAGUGUGAGGAGAGAGCCCGCAAAGGCCAAUGAGAUAAACGUCGCGAGCAUUGAGAGUCAUUUGUUUGAUCUCACUAACUUGGUCAAACAGCUUGUAGUUGAUAAAGAGCAGGUGAAAGCUUACGGCAUAUGCUUAGCGACGGGCCAUCCAAUCGAUGCGUGCCCACAACUUCAAGAGCAUGUGUUGGUGACGGCCGAAAACGUGAACGCUAUAGGAGGUUAUCAAGGUCAGCCACAACCACAACAACGAUUCUUCAACAACUAUUUUGGCAACCAAAGACCUCCUCAAUUUCAGAAUUUCGUGCAAAGGCCGCCACAACAACAAUUUCAGCAAAGAGCACCCUUCAAUCCGAAUCAAGCUACUUCUAGUAGCCCAGGUAUGUCCCUUGAAGACAUUGUCAAAAGUUUAGCUGCUAAUACUCUUCAAAUCCAACAGAAAACAGAGGCAAGCAUUCAAAAUUUGGGAGCUCAAAUGACACAGCUUGCCACUUCCGUGAGCCGGUUGCAAUCUCAAGGAAAGUUUCCUUCCCAAACGGAGACGAACCCGAAACAGAAUGUAAGUGCAAUUUUCUUGAGGAAUGGGAAGGAACUUGAAGAACCAAAGAUGGCAAAGAGUAGGGAAAUGGAGAAAGAGCAAGAAGUAAGCCCGAAACUGAUUCAACAUAAGAAACAAUCGGGAUCUACUGACGAUGUAAGUGAGAAGGCAAAGGUAAUUCCACCUCCCUUUCCUACGCGUUUUCAAAUGUCUAACAAAGCUAGAGAGGAAAAGGAAAUCCUAGAAACUUUUAGGAAGGUCGAAGUAAAUAUCCCUCUUUUUGAAAGAAUUGUGCACCAACAAAAGAAAACUUAG